Hypoxylon trugodes is the source of this 1127-nucleotide messenger RNA. RefSeq lists its product as uncharacterized. The record is from RefSeq and is a predicted model, not a curated record. The transcript has 2 exons. Lineage: Eukaryota; Fungi; Ascomycota; Sordariomycetes; Xylariales; Hypoxylaceae. The coding region runs from base 604 to 825 and encodes 73 amino acids.
UGUAAGGUGGCUUAAAAAAGACCUACUAUCUCCGAGUUCAUAUCGUUGGCCUGAAUAUUGCUUUUAUCUACUCUUCAGCCCAAGAAUCCCGGCUAUAACGGCACGCUUGCCCCUGUAUAUAAUCUCUUGUCAAGCAGAAAAUGUGCUGCUUAAGUUAGAUUUCCCUACGUAAUGAAGUAUCAUGCCAAUUCUCCAUCAUCCUAGUACUAUUUAUCCGUGGUGAUCGUCGCUGCGCAAAAUAUCAUUUUCAAAACUCAUUGAUCAGCAUUACUCCUUGGCUCCGUUGUCUUCAUCUGGGGAGACCUUAUGUAGGACAAGGGUCAUCGGUUAGGAGGUAACGGGUGGCUUUUUGGGACUAUGUCUGCACACGAUAAAUAAUGACUUCGAUUGCUUUUUUGCAUAUAAUUCCCUAUCCCCGUAGCGUGGCGUUCGUACUUGGCCAUGCUGUCAUGGAGGUGUAGAAAUUUGGUGUCACCUCUUGCUUCUUAGCUUUUGUGAGACACCUGAAAAUUUUCAGAAGCGACUGCUAUUACUCGACGCCACUUCUGAUAGCCUGCAUAUCCCUGCCGUAUCACCGAUGACAGAUUGAGAACAUCCAGCAGUAUGGUCCAUAAAGCCCUAUUAGCAACUGUCCUUCUAGCAUCAGGGGUUCAGAGUGUGGUGCUUCCAGAUGGCGGACUCCAAUUAGCUCCAUUAGAUGCUCACGCUUCAGAAUAUGGACCGGAUCUUGCCAGCGCUUACCGUCGUGAUGAGCCCAAGCCUAAGCCCGAGCUCAAAUCUGUAGAAUCACUGGUAGCUGAGCACCAAGCUCGAGGUCGGGAGUAAGCGCACUCCGCGAAGAUGAUAUUAUUAGGUGGCGCACGACAUAUGCACCUUGCCGUCUCAUUUUCAGUCCGAAUCUUGGAGAUGGAUCCGAUGGGGUACGACUAGUGAUGGUAAAAGUAAAGAUUAAAAUGGAGAUUAUCUUAUAGGGGUGCCAAUAGGUGCUGCCAGGAGAAUGUAAUUAUUUAGGGGAACGAUAAAGAAAAAUUCAAAAUAUCAACUUCUGCUUCUCAGUAUUUCACUUAAUAGAAAUUAAUGUGUAGAGACGGAAAAGGGGUAGAUGGAGAUAGAGGCAAGAAUUGAAC